Molecule: messenger RNA, 2034 nt
Organism: Aaosphaeria arxii CBS 175.79
Lineage: Eukaryota; Fungi; Ascomycota; Dothideomycetes; Pleosporales
Exons: 3
Coding region: 1-2034 (677 amino acids)
Biological process (GO): DNA-templated transcription; regulation of DNA-templated transcription
Molecular function (GO): DNA-binding transcription factor activity, RNA polymerase II-specific; DNA binding; zinc ion binding
Source: RefSeq, a predicted model, not a curated record
AUGUCAGCAGUCUUGAAAUUCAUUCCCAGUGAUACCCAUGGAAUGCCGCAAAAGCGUUCGGGGUCACAGCGGGCCUGCGAUACUUGUCGCCGACGAAAGAAACGCUGCGGACACGGUAAUGAAGAUGUAAUUUCAUCUGCUGUGCCACAGGCGGAUCAAUCAGGCUCGAGUCCUAAGCGUAUCAGACUUUCCAAUGAACCAGGUACUACUGGGAACGGUGAAGUUACUACGUCAAGACCAUCAGUGCCUUCGGAUGGGGGUACUGUACCCCAGAGAGCUCAACAUUAUGUCGAGAAGAGUGCAAUGCUGCCUCCAGAAUCGCCGGCGACUGCCAGUAGUGGUCGCGCCGACAGUAAUUCGGGGAGACCCACCACCCAAACAUCGUAUAAUGGUAGUCGUAAUUACAGCGAGUCCAGACAUGACGCGCGAUUCAUCGGACAUCUAAACCCUGAAGCUACCUUUCUUGCAGCAACUAGUCCCACGCUGACCACAGGAUCUGGAGAACCUGAAGAGGUCGGUGUAUGGUUGUCUUCUGUAGGACGAAGCGCACCCCAGCCUUACACCUCACUCCCAAUGAGGCAGACUCAAUCAGAUGCUGUCUAUUGUGCCGACCCUCUCAUAUCCAGAGUCUUACUACCACAUCUCGAGGAAUCAUGUCUCUCUUUACUACCCGACUCGUCGGAUUUCGCAGCCCUAUCUAAUAUCUAUUUCGAGGAGUUCCAUCCUAUCUUUCCCAUCCUCGACAGGGAUAUCUUCGAGGCUCCGAAUCCUCAUCGCCCAUCCCACGUUGUCAUGAAGCAGAUCGUUUCUCUAAUCUCGAGUUCAAGUCCUUCUGCCAGGCUGUUCCUUCGACUUAACAUCAACGAACCCACACUCCUAGAAAGAAGCGAAUUCUCGUACCGGAUUUCACUUUCAGUCCGAACAUGUCUGAACCUGGACCUCAUCAAAGACAAAUUCACUGUAUGCCAGAUCUGUGCACUGUUCUCCAUGUACACACAACUAGCCGAGGACCGCCAUUUGCCAGUAGAGAUGUGUGCACGCGCAGUCGCUCAUGCACAAACCCUUGGACUUCACCUCCGAGCUAACCAGCAACCCUCAGCAGCUCGAGUUUUCUGUUGCAUUUGGGCCUUGGACAGACUGAAUGCAGCAUUCCAUGGGCGGCCUGUCACGAUGCAUGAACGCGACUUCGGGAACAGGCUAGGAGAAAGCAUUCCGGAACAGGAGGCAUGCUUUCAACUAUGUCUCCGCACCACUGUUCUUCUUGACAAAGUCAUCGAUCUCUAUCGGCCCAAUCCAGAUAGACCACAAGCAGACUGGGGUCUGGAGCUGCCUGAUUAUGAGAGCAUUGUACAUGAAGCCAGCGCUUCACGUAUAAAGCCCAAUCUUCUCGCAACAUUGGAAACGUUCUAUCAUGCAGUCGCUAUCUUGUCAUGUCGAACCCAUGCAUUGACGCAGCCACCACGCUCCUCUCCAUCCCACGUUCGACAAAGUUUGUCGGCGACAAGAGUCAUAUCCAUGAUCUCGGAAGACUAUAAUGGAAAGUUCCCACCAACUCCCAUCGUGCCGUAUGCUGUAUCUCUUGCAUUACGAUUCUUCUAUCGCGAAUUUCGAUUCACCAAGGUUCCUCUCUUCCGCGGGAGAGCUCAAAAGCAACUCACACUUGGCUGUGACAUCUUGCGGGAUCUAGGCGAUGCCUAUCCAGUAGCGAUUGGCAUCGCCAAUCUUGUUGAGCAGAUGCUCAAUGAGACAGACAAAGUAUAUUCUUCUAUGGCUCAUCAGUCUCAAGAGCCCGAAAGGUCAAGGACGAGUAGCCAUGGGGGAACACCUGUCUCCGGUGCUGCAGGGGGUUCAAGUCUUGAUGUCGCAGCUUCGACUCAACCCGCACAAACGGAUUGGUCAAUGUGGGAUAACCUACCAGACAUCGAUAUCUUCGAGCAUUUCGAUCCCAACUUCGAUCUUGACGCAAUUGAUGCUGCCCUUGCCGAUGAUACGCAACCUGUGUUUCCGAUAGGCUAUCAUGGAUACACGUUCUGA